GAAUGGUAGAUGAAAGAGGUUAAAGAGAAGACAAUUUAAAGGAGUAACAAUACGAAGUUGAUCUCGAAAGAUGCUUUUGGGAAUUUAAUAAUGUAGAUACAUGAAAAAAUAUUGAAUUAGAAUGAAGGCUUACUAUAUAUAUUAAGGGAUGCAUUCUUUUAGAAUUCGAACUUAAUAUUAAAUGGAGCAAGGAUAUAAAAAAUAAAUAAAUUCCAACUAAAACCAAUAAGAUGAUUUAUAAAGACUAUAAGAAAAAAGGACUUACUUACAUUAUCAACUGAAGAUUUGAGGUAACUAGAGGACUUUUUGAAGCAAUUUGGAUCCAAUGGCACAUUUACCUGGGGAACCUAACU
Molecule: messenger RNA, 353 nt
Organism: Paramecium sonneborni
Lineage: Eukaryota; Ciliophora; Oligohymenophorea; Peniculida; Parameciidae
Source: the annotation of a GenBank genome assembly